This is a messenger RNA of Hippocampus zosterae (dwarf seahorse), 954 nucleotides long. It is a transcript of the gene uqcrfs1, whose product is annotated as cytochrome b-c1 complex subunit Rieske, mitochondrial. The transcript is spliced from 2 exons. The record is from RefSeq and is a predicted model, not a curated record. The coding region runs from base 111 to 833 and encodes 240 amino acids. NCBI's taxonomy places the organism in Eukaryota, Metazoa, Chordata, Actinopteri, Syngnathiformes, Syngnathidae. Gene Ontology annotation, biological process: mitochondrial electron transport, ubiquinol to cytochrome c. Gene Ontology annotation, molecular function: 2 iron, 2 sulfur cluster binding; quinol-cytochrome-c reductase activity. Gene Ontology annotation, cellular component: membrane.
GAAGAAGGAAAGAGUUUCUGUCGUGUCGGUAUUCAGAGGCACACACAAGAUUUCUUCACGCAAGGUCGUGUCCCCAAAUACGGGGUGAGGAAUUCGUUGAUCGAGCGAAAAUGAUGACAUUUGCUGGUCGUUUUGGGGCUCUUGCCCCAUUGUUGCGGGGAACAACGCAAUUCAUCAAAUGUGCGGUGUUAUCUGGAGCUAAGGAGUUGCUCCCUGCCACUGCUCCUGGAGGAAUCCGGCUCGCCCAUACAGACAUCAAAAUCCCAGACUUCACAGAUUACCGCCGCCCUGAGGUCACCGACCCAAACAAGUCCUCUCAGGACAGCAGCGAUGCGAGGAGGGCCUUCUCCUACCUGUUCACAGGGGCCACCACCGUAGUUGGCGUCUACGCAGCCAAAACGGUGGUUAGCCAGUUUGUCUCCUCCAUGAGUGCCUCGGCUGACGUCCUUGCCUUGUCCAAGAUUGAGAUCAAGCUGAAUGAGAUUCCAGAGGGCAAAAACAUGACAUUCAAGUGGCGAGGGAAACCCCUGUUUGUCCGCCAUCGCACCGAAAAGGAAAUCGCCGCAGAGGAGGCUGUGAAUCUUGCCGAGCUCCGCGAUCCCCAACAUGACAAGGAUAGAGUGCUCAACCCCAGCUGGGUUAUCGUCCUUGGUGUGUGUACCCACCUGGGAUGUGUGCCUAUUGCAAACGCGGGUGACUUCGGCGGCUACUACUGUCCUUGCCACGGAUCCCACUAUGAUGCUUCAGGAAGAAUUAGAAAGGGGCCGGCGCCUCUUAACCUGGAGGUUCCCUACUAUGAGUUCCCAGAUGACGACACCGUUGUGGUGGGAUAAAUGAGUGGUAUCUUAUCAAUUGAUCCCCUACUGUAGAAUAUGUUCAAAAGAUGGCUCUAUGUAUGAGGUGGAGGUGAAAAUCAUCUAUUUAAUUGUCAAUAAAAACCUGUUUCGUACAGUA